Parnassius apollo (apollo) is the source of this 2031-nucleotide messenger RNA. NCBI's taxonomy places the organism in Eukaryota, Metazoa, Arthropoda, Insecta, Lepidoptera, Papilionidae. The record is from the annotation of a GenBank genome assembly.
AUGACCGAGCCCGAGGACCUCAAUUUCACCGCGUUCACCGACCUCUGCCGCCUGUGCUCGCUGAAGAGUGGGCCCAGGCUUCACAUCUUCGACAAGGAAUCUGAACAGCGGCAGAUCCUUUUCAAGCUUAGAACUUGCCUUCCAACUAUGCAGAUAUCAAAGGACGACUUUCUGCCGAAGAAGAUCUGCGAGCGAUGCGUCACUCGCCUGGAACAGCUGUACGAGUGGCGUCAGAGCUGCAUGAGUACAGACUCCGUACUCAGGAAUUAUGCGGAGUCCAUGAGGAUUGUCACGUCUACCAUCAAUUUUCAGGAUGGUACCGUGAACAUGGAUAAGAUGACGGAAGCCCAAAAGACAGCCUAUUUGGAGGCGCAUGUGGCCGUACAACAACAUAUGGCACAAGCUGCUGCUGCUGCCCGUCGUGAACAACAACAACAACAACAACAGCAACAACAGCAGCAGCAACAACAGCAGCAGCAACAACAACAGCAGCAGCAGCAGCAACAACAACAACAGCAACAGCAGCAGGCGCAACAGCAGCAACAACAGCAACAACAGCAGCAGCAGCAGCAGCAGCAGCAACAGCAACAACAACAGCAACAACAGCAACAUCAACAGCAUCAACAACAACAAAAUAAUGCUUCGAACAAUACACGUCAUCACCAAGAAAUGCAACAAGCUCAAAAUCCUAGUAGUGCUCACCAAGGUCAUCCAUCCCCACCAACUGUGACAUCGACACAGCACUAUGCGAGCAUGAACUCCCCAAUUAAGGUGCCCGUGGUGAGCUCCAGCACGGGUGGGCCAGAUAGCACCUUCACAGUGCCUGAUGACGUCGGUAUGGGUUUUGAGGGCGGUGUGCGUGUGUUGCAGAGUCUUGGCAAUUGGUCACCGGAAGUUACGAAUACCAUUCCGAGGCCAAACCUAAUACCAUUCACUGAGCCGUAUGCCGAAGGCGGUUCUAUGCAUCCUGGCACACGACUAAAAGCACUACAGAGCAGCGCAGUCAGAAAACAUCCCGCCAUUAAGCCCACGAGCUCUACAAACGAAGGAAGCAAAGCUUUUGAGUGUACCGUUUGUGGAAAGGGAUUAGCAAGGAAAGACAAGCUGACGAUACACAUGAGAAUUCACACAGGAGAAAAACCUUACGUGUGCGAAGUGUGUAACAAGGCUUUCGCUCGUCGAGACAAGCUAGUCUUGCACAUGAACAAGUUGAAGCACAUUACACCAUCGAACAUAGCACCACUGGGAAAGCGUUCCAUAUCAAUACCACCUUUAAAACUAGACGAUGUUAAGCCGCAAUUACCAAAGCAAGAGGAUACAAAACCUAGUCAAGCGGAAAUUGCUGCCGCAGCGCAACAACAGCAACAGCAACAACAACAGCAACAACAGCAACAGCAACAGCAACAGCAGCAGCAACACUCGCACCAACAAGCGAUCCAGGUGUGCCAGGUACCCGGACACAACUUUACGAACACAAACCUGGUCCACACGAGCGCUGCCUCCGCGGCUGUAGCGGCGGCGACCGCGGGCAUGGUGGUGUCCUGGUCGUGCGAACUUUGUGGGAGAUUGUUCGCGACACGUGAUGAAUGGAGCGCGCACGCUAAAUCGCAUCUACCCGAUACCAAAUUACUACAGGAUAAGAUGCAGCAGGCUACGCAACAUCAGCAACAACAAGAAAAAGUGCACCUUACAAAUCAAGAGAAACUCCAGCUCCUUCAUCAUCACAAUCAAAAUCAGCAAUUACUGAACGGGCACGGGCUAGCCACUGCCUCCGUAUCUACCGCAACGGUAGUCAACGAGGGCAGUGGAGGAGCUGGUGGGACGUACUUCACCCAUGGACACACACACUAUGCUCCCGAGAGACAACACACACAUGCGCACCAUCUGUGCCUUAUGUGUAGACAGGAGUUCGCUGGGAAAGCGGAGUUCAUGUUCCACGUGCGGGGUCAUUUCGAGGGCAAAGUGAGUGAUAUCGCGGCGGCUGAUGUGCUAGCUCGUUCUCUUGUGGAUAAUUCUGGACUGUGCACCUGA